GAAGGAAGCAACAUUUGAUUGGUCAAUGAGUGAGCAUGUCGCCAUCUCAAUGAGGCACACGUGUGUCGCACCCUCCCCCUCCCCCAUCCGUCCAUCCAUCCAUCCAUCCACCCACCAUGCUCUCGCCACGCGCACCACUCACUGAACCAAUCUCCUACUCUUGCCCUUGCACUUGGCCUCCCUCCUGCGUCAGUGUCGUGCGCCUCUUCCGUCUCGCACACCCCCACGCCAUGGGCAGCCACACAUGCGGUUCAUGCACGUGUGGACGACCAUGACGUGGCUGUGCGCUAAAUGGAAGAGGCCACACUGAUGACACAGACUGACUGACAAGGCACCAGCCAGCAGAUCCCGAGAGAGAGGAAGGAACGGGGCGGACGGUGUAUCUCGGAAAAGGCUCGUUCGGUCCGUCGCAGUACAGCGGAUAGGCCGCAAGCAGACAUACCAAGCCACACACAGACAAACACACACACACACGUACUCACUACAUCCAUACAGACAGACAGACAGAUAGACGUACAAACGUGUGGGCAGGCAGGCAGUCAAACAGACAGCAGCGCUCUAUAGAUAUCGAUCGGUCACAGAUAUAUAUACGUCAUGUGCACCCACCAAGAGCCACGCCCGCGCAUGCAGCAAUCUGUCUGACAGACAGACCACUCAGUGGACCGCUUGAUUGAUAUAGGCAGCUAGACAGACAGGCAGACAGACAGACAGAUAGGCAGGCAGGGGGGCACUCUGUACAGUCCGUCCGUCCGUCAGUCAGCAAAACCGAGCGAGCAAGCGACCAGCCAGCCAGCCAGGCAACUUACACAAGCGACCCCCUCGCCAGGCCAGCCAGCAGCCGCACCAAAACAAGACACCACACACCCAGAUAGACAGAAGGUCAAGACAGCAAGAUCAGGUCAGACCCCCCAACGCCCUCAGUCAGUCAGACAGUCAGUAGGUCUUUGCGAGGUCCUUGCGUCCGCAGAAUUUGGCCGCCAGUCCCCUGCCCAGCCCCGUCACGAUCUUGUACCCCCAGAAGAACGACACCGCCUGCAGCCCAAACGCCCCGCCCUUCACCAUCCACGUGUUCUUGUCGCUCACUAUCGUCCGGUACGUCAGAACCGGAGCCGGGCCGAACCGAGCCCCCAGAAACACGAUGCAGAACCAAAGCGACACCCAGUCGUAGGCCGACAGCCGCAGGGGGGACCGCUUCCGCUUCUCGGAUUGUGAGGGGUCGUUGUGCGCUGGGGGCUGUGGCGGUGGUGGCUGUGGUGAUGAUGGGUUCUUGUCGCGUUGUUCUCUGAGGAAGUGUCUUGCGAUGAGGAGGGGGGUGGAGAGCUCUGCGAUGAAGGUGCAGUAGACGAGCUCCGUACCCGACUUGUCGUCACGCAAACACGACAGCAGGCCCACGAUGCUCGAAAAGUGAUGCAGAGUCAUCCCCCAGUGACCUGACGACACAUCACACCGCACCACCACACCAACACACACAUGCCAUGCGACUCUAUCCUGUCUGUGUCAUGACCUCCCUCCCUCUCUCAUCUCACUAGCUAAGCUCACCGAGUGUGGUGGCGACUCCGAGGUCAUAGAAGAAGUAGCCCGCCCCGAUCUGCAGGAGCCUCCUCUGCAUGGGCAGCAUCUGCGCCCCGAUCUCGCUGUGGAGGUUCUCUGUCCACACGACAUAGCCGCCCAGGGUGAUGCAGAGGACGCUGUGCAGGGCGGUGACCAUUUUGUUGAUGGGCUCGAUGGUCCGCUUGGGGUAGAAGCUCUUUAAAAUGAAGUGCAGCAGCACCCACACGCACACCUGCGACAGGAUGGGGCCCCAUAUCGACGCUGACAGCCACUCGCUGCCCGCAAGCAUGUCCAACGUGGCUUCUUAGAGGGUGGGUGCUGCUCAACACAUCCA
Messenger RNA from Vitrella brassicaformis, 1885 nucleotides. NCBI's taxonomy places the organism in Eukaryota, Vitrellaceae. The record is from the annotation of a GenBank genome assembly.